CGCACAAAAAUGGCCGGAGCAAGCCCCGGUGCUCAAGUAGCCAGCCGGAACUCCGAUGAUAACAAGAAAGGAUCCGGCAAAUUCGAGAGCACGACAGAAAUGAUCUUCGAGUUCCUCGAAGAGAGCGAACUCUCAUCAGGAAGUUCAUGCAAUUCCGGCAACAGCUACGACAGCGGCGAGCUGGAAGAAGAAGAAGAAAAUUCCUGCGAUUCGGAGGAGAACAGAUCAUUCUGGGAAGCUCAAGAACAACUUCUCACGGAUCAUCUUUUUAGGACUAGUUCAAUCGAAUCAAAUAUUAGAAAGGCAACUAAAGAGAUCAUAAAAGAGCUGAAAUCGGCAGCCGUUGGUUGCUGUGAUUGUGGCAAGACGGUGGCUGAUGGUUGCCGGAGGUGUUUCCAGAGGGAAGUCUCCGAUCGAUUACGAAAAUUGGGUUACAACUCUGCCAUCUGCAAGGCCAAGUGGAUGAACCUAAAAGAAGUCCCAGCAGGGGAACACACAUAUAUAGAAGUAUUGGACACUUCAAAUUCUAAAAAGGGGGUUAUACGAGUGAUUGUCGAGCUAAAUUUUCGAGCCGAAUUCGAGAUGGUCAAGGCUAGCCAAGAAUACAUCCGUCUGAUUAGCCGGCUACCUGAAAUAUACGUCGGAAAAACAGAAAGACUCGAGUUGUUGAUCAAGACACUGUGUUCAGCGUCGAAAAAAUGCAUGAAGGAUAGGAAAAUGCACAUUGCUCCAUGGCGGAAGCUGAAAUACAUGCAAGCGAAAUGGCACGGGGUACGUGAAUCAGAAUCACUGUUAUCGCCCGAAAUUUUGUCGGCUGUUGAGCACUCAAGCCGUUUAUCGAGGCCGAUGAUUUCGUUGCUUACGUUCGAUUUGGUUGACAACUUGUCUUCUAGUCUACAUACCAUGGCGAUUAAAGUUUUGUAACC
This is a messenger RNA of Cynara cardunculus var. scolymus (artichoke), 926 nucleotides long. RefSeq lists its product as uncharacterized. The record is from RefSeq and is a predicted model, not a curated record. Lineage: Eukaryota; Viridiplantae; Streptophyta; Magnoliopsida; Asterales; Asteraceae. Bases 10 to 924 code for a protein of 304 amino acids. The transcript is spliced from 3 exons.